Messenger RNA from Ruditapes philippinarum (Manila clam), 1272 nucleotides. RefSeq lists its product as uncharacterized. NCBI's taxonomy places the organism in Eukaryota, Metazoa, Mollusca, Bivalvia, Venerida, Veneridae. The record is from RefSeq and is a predicted model, not a curated record. The annotation marks the transcript as partial. The transcript has 5 exons.
AUUAAGUCCUUUUUAAGCUUCAUCUUUUCUAUUUCUCUAGAUACAAGGAAAUUUUGCAGGAAAAUGUUAAUUGCUUGUUAAUGCUUCUGAAACCUGUAUGUUUUGUAUGCACAAAAUAUUUUCAGAUCAUUCAGAUUUUUACUGAACAGUUAAAAAAAACACAAAUCUUAUUUGCUGAUUUAUGUGAUUAAGGCAAUCAACAGAUGACAGCCCAGAUUUCAGCCAUGAUCCCUCAAUUUGUACCGUUAACUCAAGCUGCAGGUCAACAAGUGGUUUUAGACAUGCCUGGAACAAAUCCACAUGAAAGUAUUUUACUGACAAUGGCUCAACUUCUGGUGCAGGGAACCAAAUUGCCACAGUCUGCCACCAUGCCAGGAACCAGUCUAAAAUCUGAUUUUAGGGGAGGUAAUCAGCUGGACAAAAUCAAUUCCACUGAUGGUAUAAAAUCAGAAAAUGUGUCUAAAGAAGAAAAGAAAGCAGAUAUAGUGUUUACUCUUGGGUCAAGCACACUUAGUGCAGAAGAACAACUGAAGAAAUUUGUUAGUUCAAGUCAAGCCUCACGAAAUCAGGCCUACUAUGUUGUUGUAAAUAAAGGGGAGACAAAUGAGAGGGCAUUCUUUAUUGAACCAAACAAAAAAGGAAAAUCUAAACCUAACACGGAAAAGAAAAUUAAAACAGAGAAAAAUGAUGACAGUCUAGUUAAAACACUAGAUACAGUCAAAACAGAGCCGGACAAAAAACCAGUCAAGGUAGAACAGGAAGUGGUGGUACCUGAUUCCUCUUCAGGAGAUCCAGAACCUCAGAACAAGUUCCUAAAAUUUUGCCAGCUUCCAAAAACCCCAGCUAAAGUUCCAGUUGCAGCUGUUACACCUCAGAGACAAUCUGAACAGGAAAAUAAAAACAGAAACUGCCUGAUCUGUGAAAGUAAUGAUGUGAAUUCGGAUGAGGAGUUUCUCAAUACCAGAAGACGUGGUGGAAGGAAACGUAAAUCAACAAGUAAAUUUCAAGAGUGGUCAAAGCGGUCCAGAAAAGGUGUCACAUACGAUGAUAAUGAAAACACUGAUGAAAAAGAAAAUAAGGCCAAAAACGAGUGUUUAUCAUGUAUAAAAUGUGGUAAACAGUUGUUACCACUAGGUCAAUAUGAGAAGCAGAAAAAACAUCCAGAAUUUUUGUCUUGUGUUUUCAAGAAGAACACAGAGUUGAUAUAUUUUCCAAACAUGAAGACCAAGGAUUGCCAAUUACAAACAGUUGAAUCUGAAACAAAUAACAAAG